This is a messenger RNA of Penicillium argentinense, 2454 nucleotides long. Its product is annotated as RINT-1 family protein. The record is from RefSeq and is a predicted model, not a curated record. NCBI's taxonomy places the organism in Eukaryota, Fungi, Ascomycota, Eurotiomycetes, Eurotiales, Aspergillaceae. Gene Ontology annotation, biological process: retrograde vesicle-mediated transport, Golgi to endoplasmic reticulum; endoplasmic reticulum to Golgi vesicle-mediated transport; regulation of ER to Golgi vesicle-mediated transport. Bases 1 to 2454 code for a protein of 817 amino acids. The transcript is spliced from 5 exons. Gene Ontology annotation, cellular component: Dsl1/NZR complex.
AUGGCGCCCCCCACGUCGCUCUCGUCGCAUGAGCGGACGCGGGUGGAAGAUUAUCUGAACGACAAGAUCCAGGUCUCUACGGACCUGGAGAGUCUCGACUCGUUGCUCUCGAACCUCCGUGCGCAGCAGGAGCUUCAGCGGAAGCAGCUAGCUGACGCACACGAGGCGCUUUCAAAUGCAACCAAAGCAUCCAAUGACCACGCCGAAGCCACUCGCAAGCGGGCCGAGGUAUUCGCGGAGGAGCAGGCGGAUAUUGAUCGCCGUUUGAAGGCCAUCACACAAUCAGAGACCAGUGAUGAAGCAGUACACCGACUGGAGAAGAGCAUGGAGAGAUUCCAUCGCUUGGAACUCUCUAAGGGAUACGUGGAGCUACUGAAGGAGGCCGAGGAACUGAGCAAGGAAGCCCUGAAAAGCAUCUCAUCUGAGCCUCGUGCCGCCCUAAGUCCCUACGCUAGACUCCGCAGUAUUGUCCUGUCGCUCAAGGAAGCCCAGCCCGCCGCCGAGGGCGCCGCCCCCCACCUUAUUGCCUAUACCGAGAAGCUUGCACUGGCCCUGCGCCAGCAAUUGAAGAAGUUCUUUGGCGAUAGGCUACAGAAAACUCUGGAGUCUAUGAAGUGGCCGACGCGGGAGCUGAAUAUCACCGAAACAUUGCUGGGCGAGUGGAGACGAGAUGUUGAGCUUCUGAUUGAUUUGCAAGCCCCUGAGCUGCCCGGUCGCGAUGCUUUGGCAGUUGGUAAUACCCUCGAGCCGCCAGUCUUAUUCCCGCUGGAAGUGAUGGUGCAUCCUCUCGAACUCCGGUUCAAGUAUCAUUUCAGUGGCGACAAACCGACCAACAGGCUUGACAAGCCGGAAUAUUUCCUAUCGCACGUCAUGGAUUUGAUUAACCAAUUUGGAGGAUUCUUCACAUCAUAUCUCCAGCCAAUCCUGGAUGAAAGGCUGGAGUCUGUGGGACAGGAUCUGGAGUGGAACUUUUUUAAUGCGCUGCAUGCUUUCAUCAAUGCACUACUGCCCAUGCUGAGACAGAAGAUCGAUUCGCUCCUGCCCCAGAUCGCAGACCACCCCCAAUUGCUCAGCCACUUCAUUCACGAGCUGAUGAGUUUCGACAACGAGAUGAGAGAAACAUGGAACUACCUUCCAGAUCCAUAUGCGGAAGGAAAUUGGAAAGGGAUGACUGCGGAAGUUUUGACGAAGCACGGCUGGUACGAUCGCUGGCUCCAGGUCGAAAAGGAAUUUGCAUUGGCCCGAUAUAAGGACAUUAUCGACAACCCGGACAGCGGGCACAUUGACUAUGAUGGAAUUGAGCGCACCGCAACCAAGCCUACCAAGGCCGCGAUCCGUGUGAAUGACCUUCUUGAGACCAUCACCGAGCGCUACCAACCAUUGACUUCGUUCAGUCAGAAGUUGCGGUUCCUUAUUGAUAUUCAAAUCACCAUCUUCGACCAGUUCCAUGAGCGCCUCUUUUCCGCCUUGGAAGCGUAUCUGGCGAUGACAUCUACACUCGGUCGCACGGUGCAAGGGGCCGAUGAACAGGCUAGCGUGGAAGGCGUGGCUGGUCUUGAACGUCUUUGCAGAGUCUUCGGUAGUGCCGAGUACCUGGAAAAGAAAAUGGAAGAUUGGAGCAACGAUGUCUUCUUUGUUGAGUUAUGGUCUGAGCUCCAAGACCGAGUUCGCCGAAAACGUGAUGAUGGUCAAAAUGUGGCCGGUACCAUGACUAUCGCAGAAGUGGCAUCCCGUACCUCUCCGGCUGUUGCAAAGAACAACGCAUCCAGCACUCAGCCCUCUUCGGACGGAGCACUUUUCGAUGAAACCGCUUCUGCCUAUCGUCGUCUUCGGCGGCGAUCCGAAACCAUCAUCAUCUCUACGUUGACUUCGAACAUUACUACCGCCUUGAAGCCCUAUUCUCGUAUAUCAACCUGGGCUACGAUCUCUACACCUUCUGCCAAUGCAGCGGGUUCUCCUCUUCCUCUAACAUCAGACCUGGCUCAUGCCAUGAACGUUCUAUCCACGCAGCUUUCUUUCAUCUCACAUACCCUAGGUGUCGCUCCUCUACGCCGAGUCUCGCGUCAAGUUCUGCUUUCGAUUCAGACUUACGUCUGGGACAAUGUCCUGACGAGAAACAAAUUUUCUGCUACGGGCGCAGCCCAACUCUUGAGCGACGUCGAUCAUCUCUGCAAUGGGGUGGACACCACUCUCGGUACGGCAGGCCACGCAGGAGGCUCUCUGCAAAUUGUGAGAAAGUUGAGCGAAGGAUUGCGUCUUCUUAACCUGAAUGCAUCGACGCUCGAGCAAGGCACAGAGGACGCCGAGGCCGCAUUGGGACUGUGGGAUGUUGAAAAGAGGUUGUUUAAGGAUAACGAGAGCGCCCGGUCUGUGCUUGCUGAACUUGAAGUUGAUGGGCUUACAGAGGCUGAAGCUCGGUUAGUGUUGGAGCGGAGGGUGGAGAUUGGUAGCUAA